AUGAUUCCACCUAAAUCCAGAAAAGUAGCAGUGUUAGGAUCUAGAUCAGUUGUCGAAAGCUAUUACCCAACUAUUGAGAAUACGUUCACUAAAACUAUAAAAUUUAGAGGUCAAGAGUAUAUUACAGAGAUUAUAGACACAGCAGGCCAAGAUGAGUAUAGUAUCCUUAAUUCUAAGCAUUUUAUUGGAAUGCAUGGAUAUAUUUUAGUAUAUUCAAUUGCAUCUAAAUCUUCUUUUCAAAUGAUUAAAAUAAUUCGUGACAAAAUACUUGAUCAUACUGGGACUGAAUGGGUACCAAUUGUGGUUGUUGGGAACAAAAACGAUCUUCAUAUCCAAAGACAGGUUACUCCAGAAGAUGGUAAAAGUCUUGCAUUACGCUGGGGAUGUUCGUGGACCGAAGCAUCUGCACGUCAUAAUGAAAACGUUGCCAAGAUAUUCGAACUUAUCAUAGUAGAAGUUGAAAAACUAACAAAUCCAAGCCAACCAGGUGAAAGUAGAGGAUGUACAAUUUCAUAG
Molecule: messenger RNA, 516 nt
Organism: Pneumocystis jirovecii RU7
Lineage: Eukaryota; Fungi; Ascomycota; Pneumocystomycetes; Pneumocystales; Pneumocystaceae
Product: GTP-binding protein rhb1
Exons: 6
Coding region: 1-516 (171 amino acids)
Biological process (GO): small GTPase-mediated signal transduction
Cellular component (GO): plasma membrane
Molecular function (GO): GTPase activity; GTP binding; GDP binding
Source: RefSeq, a predicted model, not a curated record